Messenger RNA from Gongylonema pulchrum, 588 nucleotides. The record is from the annotation of a GenBank genome assembly. NCBI's taxonomy places the organism in Eukaryota, Metazoa, Nematoda, Chromadorea, Rhabditida, Gongylonematidae.
AUGGCAUUGCGGCACCGUCAAGUACUGUUACAGCAGCACCGAGGCGUAUGCUAUCGCGAGGAGAGCAUGUCGCCAGGCCCUGGGCCUGGCUUAAAUACGACUGCUGUUUGCUCGUUGUGUCAAUGUACUUACCUGUACUGCAACUGCCAUUACCAGAUCUGUCCGCGACAUCCAGGGUGCAACUCCGAUCAUGCUGCCAGACACAGACUGAUUAAUCCGAGGCAUGAAGUGCUGAUAUCGACGCGUAUGGCACAGCUAGAGCGCCAGCAGCAGGCCAACAACUGGUGGUUCCAGCAGCAGUCAGUGGCACCGAGAAGAAACCUAAUCGGCCUUGAUAUUGUUGCGGGUCGCAUCGCAUCACAACCUUUGGUUAUAAUUCCACGCACUCACCAACAGCCGAUUGUGGAACUUGCCAUGGUGAGGAGUAUUGUCCAUUGUGAGGAUCUGCAAAAAAUGCCUCCUUCAAGUUGUCUCUAUUUUAUGUGUUUUUCCGUUUCGUACAAAUGCAAAAAGGCAUAUUGUGGAGAGGUUUUCCAUGUGUGUGUGUGUGUGUGUUUGUGUUUAUAUGUAUAUGUGUGUAAAUGUUGA